AUGCCAGAACUCAGGCUGAAGCUCCAAGACAUGACCGACAAACUCAAGUCGAAGAUAUCAUCGCGAUUCCUUCCCAAAUCCACAUACUCAGCGCCGUCUGUGGGCACUGGUGCCAACAUGUCGGACAGCAGCAGUGCCAGCCAUCGAUCCAACCCUCGGGCCUCAAGCUCCCAACCACGUGGCUCAAGUGGUACCCCAAGAUAUGCUCACGGUCCACCCAUGAUAUUCCGUGAGGGCAGCAAGGCGAAUGCUGUGACGCGGGCAAGUGAAGCUGCCAGGGAUGAGUUGUUGAAGCACGGGAUCGAAGUACGAGACUUCCAAGUCGAGGCCGAUGCGAGGAAAUAUGCCGAGAUGGCCGCCAGGGCCGGAGACGAUGCCGGAGCCUGGUCGACGGGCUUUCGCGACGCCAGUGCAGGUGGGAGAUUGGCGGAGGUGAAAACUCCAUAA
Molecule: messenger RNA, 447 nt
Organism: Exophiala bonariae
Lineage: Eukaryota; Fungi; Ascomycota; Eurotiomycetes; Chaetothyriales; Herpotrichiellaceae
Exons: 1
Coding region: 1-447 (148 amino acids)
Source: RefSeq, a predicted model, not a curated record